Molecule: messenger RNA, 5229 nt
Organism: Closterium sp. Yama58-4
Lineage: Eukaryota; Viridiplantae; Streptophyta; Zygnematophyceae; Desmidiales; Closteriaceae
Source: the annotation of a GenBank genome assembly
AUGCUGGACGCGUCCUCCACGCUCGACCUCUGCCCCGACGACGGCGCCAUCGGCGCCAUCCAGUACGACUUCCGCACCAUCGCUGACGUGGCGGGCAUGGAGAACAACAGCGUGGCGGACGUGCUGGGCGUGGUGGUGUCGGUGGGCGCGAGCGCGAGCAUCAUGCGGCGCAACGGCACCGAGACCAUGAAGCGCACCUGCAUGAUCCGCGACCAGUCCGGGCGGCAGACGGAGCUCACCAUGUGGGGCGGCUUCUGCAGCGCUGAGGGGCAGCAGCUGCAGGAGCUGGUGGAAGCAGGGCAGCACCCGGUGCUGGCGAUCAAGGCGGGGCGGGUGAGCGACUUCAGCGGCAAGUCGCUGGGCACCAUAUCGUCCACGCAGCUCGCCAUCAACCCCGACAUCCCCCAGGCCAAGGAGCUCGCCGCCUGGUACACCGCUGGGGGGGGCGCGUCCAUGCCCGUGCAGGUCAUCUCCUCCGAGUUUGGCGGGGCGGGCGGGGGCGGGACAGGCAGGGAGCCGCGCAAGAUGAUAGCGGCGAUCAAGGACGAGGGGCUGGGGCUGGGCGGCAAGGUGGACUGGAUCUCCGUGCGCGGCACCGUGUCGUACUUCCGUGCCGAUAACUGCUACUACCCCGCGUGCCCGCUCACGACGGCCGAGGGGCGGCAGUGCCAGAAGAAGGUGGUACAGGACAGCAAUGGCGACGGGUGGUACUGUGAGAAGUGCGGCCGCGCCACACCCACGUGUGACUUCCGGUACAUUCUCAGCUUCCAGUUGCAGGACCACACCGGCAUGACCUGGCUCUCCGCCUUCCAGGAAGUCUCCGAGGAGAUGCUGAAGACGCCUGCAUCGGAGAUCAACAGGUGGCGCGAGGAGAACGACCUGCGGGCGGGGGAGGUGUUUGCCAACGCGCAGUGGAGCCAGUGGGUGCUGAAGCUCAAGGUGCGAGAGGAGACGUGGCAGGACGAGUGGGUGCUGAAGCUCAAGGUGCGAGAGGAGACGUGGCAGGACGAGGCCAAGCCGCCUCCAUCAUCUGGAGCUGAGCGAUCAUCGCACGGCGGUCAGAGCAGGCUGAUCAUCACGGAGAUGGUCCUCGAGAACUUCAAGUCGUACGCUGGGGUGCAGCGCGUAGGUCCGUUCCACAAGUGCUUCUCGUCGGUCGUCGGCCCCAAUGGCAGCGGCAAGAGCAACGUGAUUGACGCCAUGCUCUUCGUCUUCGGGAAACGCGCGAAGCAGCUGCGACUGAACAAGGUGUCGGAGCUGAUUCACAACUCCACAGACCAUCAGAAUCUUGAGUCGGCCCGCGUAUCCGUGCACUUCAAGGAGAUAGUUGAUUUGGAUGACGAGAAGUACGAGUCAGUGCCAGGUUCGGAGUUCGUUAUAUCGCGUACGGCGUACCGCAACAACACGUCCAAGUACCACGUGGACGACCACGCGAGCACGUUCACGGAGGUGACGAGGCUGCUCAAGGCCAAGGGCGUCGACCUCGACAACAACCGCUUCCUCAUCCUGCAGGUGCGCGCCGCUGCCAAGCUAGUAAAGACAGCGUACUUGUCAGUUGCCAGAUUUAUUCCCGCGCUCGUUCACUUGUCAUCGUUGAUAAAGACGUUCGUUCCCAUUGCUCGUAUCCGCGGCGCAGGGCGAGGUGGAGCAGAUCGCGAUGAUGAAGCCCAAGGCGCAGGGCCCGCACGACGAGGGCUGCUGGAGUACCUGGAGGACAUCAUCGGCUCCAACCAGUACAUCGAACAGAUCGACAAGGGCGCCAAACAGCUGGAGGAGCUGAACGAGCGGCGGGUGGGGCUGGUGGAGCGAGUGAAGCACGCGGAGAAGGACAAGGACACGCUCGAGAGCCAUGAUGUCAUGCGCUACCAUCCUGCACUGUGUCCUCAACGCGCGAUGCCCUCGUGCCCUCCCGCUAACCGUUUGCUCCCUCCCUGCCUGACCCCCUUUAUGCGCGCUGUGCGGCAGGAGGCGAAGCGGGCGGCGGAGGCGUACAUGGUGAAGGAGGCGCAGUGCGCGCAGUGGGCCAUGGUGGGGCGCGCGAUGGGGCUGCGGGAGUCGCAGGGCAAGGCGGGCGCGCUGGGCGCCAAGGUGGCGGGCUGGAGGGCACGCUGGCCGCUGAGAAGUGAGGAGAAGUGCUCCGGGCUGCGGGAGGAGCUGCAGGUGAAGACAGACGCGUGCGACAAGUGCAACACGGAGUAUGAGGCGCUGUGCGGCGAGCUGGAGGCGGCGAGGGCGGACUUCAAGGAGUACGAGCGCAAGGACGUGAAGAUGCGCGAAGACCUCAAACACUGCAAGGCGCGCCUCAAGAAGCUCGCCGAUAAGAUCGCCAAGGACACGGCCAAGGCGGAGGAGGUGGAGAAGGCAGCGGCGGAGGCGGAAACGGCCAUCCCCGAGUUGGAGAAGAAGGCAGCCGCGCUGGCGCCUCGGCUGGUGGAGGCGGAGAAGAAGCUGGAGAGCAUCCAGGAGCAGGUCCGAGUGGAGGUGGAGCGGCAGCAGCAGCAGCUGGGCCCGCUGCAGGAGCAGCUGGCGCCGUGGGAGGAGAAGGCGAGCGCCGCCAAGGCCAAGGCGGACGUGACGCGCACGAAGCUGAGCCUCAUCCGCGACAAGCACGCCGCCGCUGAGAAGCAGCUGGAGGCGGUGCGCAAGGCCAUAGAGGAGCGCGAGGAGGGGCGGAAGCAGAAGCAGGAGCAGCUGAAGCGCAUGGAGGCGGCCGUGAGGGAGAGCGAGGCGGUGGUGGCCGCUAGCGCCAAGGAGGAGGAGACCAAGGCGGAGGAGGAGGCAGCUGCGCGCGCAGAGGCGGAGGCUGCACAGGGGCGCGCGGCGGAGAUGAGGGAGGCGGCAGCGGCGCAGCGCAGCAGCAGCGCCAUCCUGACGGCGCUGAUGCAGGCGAAGCGGGACGGCAGCAUCCCCGGCAUCUACGGCCGCCUGGGCGACCUGGGCGCCAUUGACGGCAAGUACGACGUGGCGAUAUCAACGGCGUGCGGUGCACUGGAGUACAUAGUGGUGGACAACAUCGAGACCGCACAGGCCUGCACGGCGCUGCUCAGGGAGCAGCAGCUGGGCGUGCAGACCUUCCUCGCCCUGGACAAGCAGCAGCACCUGGUGCGGGACAUGUCUGAGAAGGUCAACACGCCGGAGGGAGUGCCACGGCUGUUCGACCUGGUGCAGGUGCAGGACGCGCGCCUGCUGCCCGCCUUCUGGUUCGCCCUGCGCAACACGCUCGUCGCCUCCUCCCUCGACCAGGCCUCGCGCAUCGCGUACGGCGCGGACGCGCGGUUCAGGCGGGUGGUGACGGUGGCGGGCGAGAUGUUCGAGUCCAGCGGCACCAUGGCGGGCGGCGGGGGGCGGCCCCGCGGCGGCCGCAUGGGCAGCUCGCUGAAGGCGGCGGCGGCGGCGGCAGGCGGGGGGGUGACGCGGGAGAUGGUGGAGGAGGCGGAGAGGGAGGUGGCGCACGCGGUGGCGCAGCUGGAGCGAGUGAGGGAGGAGAGGCGCGCGGCUGUGGCGAGAAGAGAGGAGGCGGAGAGGGUGUUGAAGCGGCUGGGAAUGGACAUUCCCAAGGUCCAGAUGGAGAUUGAGUCGCUGGCAGCGCAGGUGGGCGAGCUUAGGCAGCGCGUGCAGGGGCUGCAGGCAGCGGCCGUGGCGAGUGCGGAGGAGGAGAGGCAGAUGGGCGCGCUGCAGCAGCAGCUGGCGGACGAGGAGGGCGAGGAGGCGCGCAUUGGGGAGGAGAUGGCGCCGCUGGUGGCGGCGGUGGCGCGCGUGCAGCAGGCCAUCGCUGAUGCCGGCAGGGAGGCGCUGGGCCAACAGAAGGACCACGUGGCCGCCAUCCAAAAGGCCAUUGACGAGGCGCAGACGGGCAUCAACCAGAGCCGAGUGACAGUGGCCUCAAGUGGCCGCAACCUGGAGAAGCUGAGGAAGGCGGUGGGGGAGGCGGAGGAGGAGAAGGCGAGGGCGGAGGAGGAGAUGACACGGAAGAAGGAGGAGAUGAACGCCGUCAUGCAGGAGGCCUUCGCUGUCAACGACAACUACGAACGCCUCCGCCAGUUGGUGGAGGGCAAGAAGGAGGAGUAUGGCGGCAUGAAGAAGGAGUUCCUGGCCAUCAAGGCACAGCUCGACAAGAUGCGCACCGGGGAGGUGGACGUGGAAUUGAAGCUGGAAGAUGCGAGGAAGGCGCUGAGGACGAGUCAGGAGACUGCUCGCCUGCAGAGGGAGAAGCUGAGGUCGCUGGGAGCGCAGCUCAGGCAGCACAUCGCUCAGAUGCAAGCGGAGGGCAUUGCAGAGGAGGACGUGGAGGCUGCAGGGCUGCCAUGGGACCUUCAGGAAGAGGAUGGGGAGAGACAGGGCAGGGCACGACCAGCAGCAGCAGGCGCAGCAGAAAGAGGAGGAGGGGAGGAUGAGGAGAUGGAGGAGGAUGAAGAUGCAGAGCAGAGGGAGGGAGGUGCGGGUGAGACAGGGACGGAAGAUGAGGGAGACGGUGAGGUGGAGAGGCUUCUGGGUCGCCUGUGUGGUAACCUUGUCCGUGCGGUUACCAGUCGGGAGGAGGCGGCAGCAGGGGAGCAGCGGCUGCGAGCAGAGUUGGAGGCACUCAAGGGGAACGUCAACCUGAGCUCCAUGGCCGAGUACCGCAAGAAGGAGGCGGUGUACGCGCAGAGGCUGGGCGAGCUGGAGGCAGUGACAGCGGAGCGUGACAGCGUGCGCGUGGCGCAGGAGGAGGUGAAGCGGCGGCGGCUGGAGGAGUUCAUGGCGGGGUUUGACGCCAUCACGAUGCGGCUCAAGGAGAUGUACCAGAUGAUAACACUGGGCGGCGACGCUGAGCUGGAGCUGGUGGACUCACUCGACCCGUUCAGCGAGGGCAUUGUGUUCUCCGUGCGCCCGCCCAAGAAGAGCUGGAAGAACAUCUGCAACCUCUCGGGCGGGGAGAAGACCCUGAGCUCGCUGGCGCUGGUGUUCGCCCUGCACCACUACAAGCCCACGCCCCUCUACGUCAUGGAUGAGAUCGACGCCGCUCUUGACUUCAAGAACGUGUCUAUAGUGGCGCAUUACAUCAAGGAGCGCACUAAGAACGCCCAGUUUGUCAUCAUCAGCUUGCGCAACAACAUGUUUGAGCUGGCAGACCAUCUUGUUGGGAUAUACAAGACACACAACUGCACCAAGAGCAUCACCAUCAACCCACGUAGCUUUGCAGUCGCGGCUGCUCCUACAGCCGCAGCUGUUCCAACUGCUGCGACCUAA